This is a messenger RNA of Hibiscus syriacus, 1644 nucleotides long. RefSeq lists its product as uncharacterized. Gene Ontology annotation, molecular function: nucleic acid binding. The coding region runs from base 1 to 1644 and encodes 547 amino acids. The transcript has 5 exons. NCBI's taxonomy places the organism in Eukaryota, Viridiplantae, Streptophyta, Magnoliopsida, Malvales, Malvaceae. The record is from RefSeq and is a predicted model, not a curated record.
AUGGCUAAGCUCGUAAGCUCAACUUUCGGAAUGUGUUUCCAUGCGCAUGUUCAUAGGGCAGAUCGUGGGGAGUUAUCGUCAGCAGAAUGUCAAGAGUCGCAGUGCAAUGAAAGCGGAAGAGUCACUCUUGGAAGCCAGCGGUUUGUGAACUGGUGCAGGCAAGGUGUGUUAAUGAGCGACGAAGCAAGGGGGUUUCAGUCUUUGUUGAAAGCACCAGCAAGUGGGUUCAUUGUGCAAAGAGUAUAUAUCGCGUACAAGAACGCAAAGAGGGCCGAGAGGGAAACUACGUUUGGGUUCGUUAGAUUUAAUAAGCUGUCUGAGGCUAAUCGCACAGUAGAAAGGGGAGAUGGGAGACGAAUCGACGGGUUCAAGAUAAGGGUAUUCAGAGAUAAUAUGGGUGGAAAAACGAUAACGAAGGUAGAUAAUAGAGAUGUGCUUGUGGGUACAAACACUUCGGACGUGGGGGAGCGCACCGGAAAGGAGAUGAACGGAGAUUUGAGAUACAUCAAGAAGGCGGAGAUGGUGUAUGUUGAUAUGAUGGAUGACGUAGCGGGGAAUCCUGCAACCGAGCGGGAAUCAAGCAUAGACCAUAUUUAUAUCUCAAACUCGGAACAAUCUUGGAGGAGGCAGUGUCUUGUUGGGCAGAUAAAAAAUAUGUACAAUCUUGAAAUCGUCCAAGAUGCUUUAAAAGAAGAAGGUUUCGACAUUAGAGUGUGUCCAUGGGCUGGUCUUCUGUCGGUGAUUCAGUUUAUGAGCAGAGAAGAGCUUGUUAGAUGUUGGAAUAGAAGGUCUGAACUGGUGAGCUUGUGGUUCGAAGAACUGGAGCUAUUGGAGGGCAAUGAUGGGAAGAGAAAGGUUAAGGUGUGGGUAAUAAUUCGCGUCGUUCCGCUCCAAGUUUGGAAUGACAAAUUCUUUCAUGGGCUUGCAAGCAAACGGGGGGAGGUGUUGAAGAUUGAUGAGGAUACCCACGAGCGUAAUCGGUUCGAUGUCGCCAAAGUCUUAGUGUCCGUCCAGAAAGUAUCUAUCAUACCAGAGAGAAUGUUGAUUAACGUCAAUGGUCGUUGCAUGCCGAUUAAAACUUUAACGGAGAAAUUUGAAGACGAUCCAGUAUUAAUUGAUGGAACCACACCCAUGAAUGGUCAGUUCAGAGACGAUUUCGGAGAGGAGUUUAGUUCUCCAGAGUGUGUGGCUGACUUGGAGAAGGUGAGGGCUUCGAAACAAAUGCUGAGAAGUCUGUUGAGGACAGUGGAUUAUGUGUCAUCGAGAAGCAAUGGGCUGCAUGAGAUACCGGUUCUGGCGGGUAGUGGGAUGUCCAUCUCGGUGGAGGGGGCGGCAGAGCAUGUGAGAUAUGAGCCUUCGGUUGGGUGUUCUAGAGAAGAUGCAGUACAAGUGUGGAGCUCAAAUAUGAAUUCAAUCGCGACUCAAGAGGAAAUUGAGGAAGGCAGUUCCCGAGCGAAAAGAAAGAAUAACAAAAAGAAUAAAGCGAGAGUGGGGAAGGGUAGAAGGAAAGUUGGCGGUGUAGGUAAAGAUUCAGAAGCUGAGAUCUCGCUAACGGUCGGAGAAGCGUUAGGUUUCAUAUUCAAAGCUCCAGACGCAAAAGUAGCGAAGAGAUUUGAGGAGUUAGAGGAAGAUUUCAGAUGCUGA